Messenger RNA from Sarcophilus harrisii (Tasmanian devil), 3216 nucleotides. It is a transcript of the gene PLPPR2, whose product is annotated as phospholipid phosphatase related 2. The transcript has 9 exons. Gene Ontology annotation, biological process: phospholipid dephosphorylation; signal transduction; phospholipid metabolic process. The coding region runs from base 516 to 1868 and encodes 450 amino acids. The record is from RefSeq and is a predicted model, not a curated record. NCBI's taxonomy places the organism in Eukaryota, Metazoa, Chordata, Mammalia, Dasyuromorphia, Dasyuridae. Gene Ontology annotation, molecular function: phosphatidate phosphatase activity.
CCUCAGGGUGGGAGUCAGCGCUGCCCGGGCCUUGGGCUCGCCAGGACGCGUCCUGGCCCCGGGCGCUUCCGCAGCCUCGCUCGGGGGAGGGGGCCGGGAAACCGCGGCCCCUUCCUCUCCCCGCGCGCGGGGCCUAGGCAGGCGCCCUGACAGAACCGCUGCUGGGGGGAGGGGGCCGGGGAGCGCUUCCCCAGACGCCCCGCCCCGGGGCGGGCCCGGAGCUAAGGAGCCGGCGCGCUCCCGCCCCUCCCUCCCCGCCUCCUUUCCCGGGUCCCUGCCGCUCUCUCCGCUCCGCUCGCGCAGAGCCGGGCCAGGCUGCCCCCCGCAUCCUCGGACUCCGCCUGUCCCCUCGGCCCUCCGCGCCGGACGCCCGGGACCAAGGCCGCCGGCUGGGCCCGGGACCGGCCUUCCCGCCGCGGGACGCGGAUCCGGGCCAUGGAGCGGCCGUGACCCAGGUGGCGGGGAGGGGCAUUGGGCCGGGCCCCGCCAGCUGUACCCCUGAUCCCGACCCCGCCAUGGCGAGUGGGCGGCCAGACCUGAAGAGGAGUUUCUCCAUAAUACCCUGCUUCAUCUUCGUGGAGUCAGUGCUCCUGGGGGCCGUGGUGCUUCUCGCCUACCGCCUGGAAUACACAGACACGUUCCCCGUGCACAGGCAGGGCUUCUUCUGCUACGACAGCGCCUACGCCAAGCCCUACCCCGGCCCGGAGGCCGCCAGCCGCGCGCCGCCCGCUCUCAUCUACCCCCUGGUCACCGCGGGGCCCGCCAUCACGAUCCUGCUCGGAGAGCUCGCCAGGGCCUUCUUCCCGGCUCCGGCCUCCACCGCGCCGGCCCUGAGGGAGAGGACCAUCGUGUGCGGGGACUGCUGCCGCUUCAGCCCAGCCCUCCGAAGGCUGGUCCGCUUCCUGGGCGUCUAUUCCUUUGGCCUCUUCACCACGUCCAUCUUUGCCAACGCCGGGCAAGUAGUGACGGGGAAUCCCACCCCCCACUUCCUCUCGGUCUGCCACCCCAAUUACACAGCUCUGGGCUGCCCCCCGCCAGCCACUGACAAGCCUGGACUGGACCGGUACGUCACAGACCAGGGGGCCUGUGCAGCCGGCAACCCUGCCCUGGUUGCAGCUGCGCGACGUGCCUUCCCCUGCAAGGACGCGGCCCUGUGCGCAUUUGCGGUCACCUACACGGCGAUGUAUGUCACCCUGGUGUUCAGGGUAAAGGGCUCCAGGCUGGUGAAGCCUUCCCUCUGCCUCGCCCUGCUCUGCCCGGCCUUCCUGGUGGGGGUGGUCCGUGUGGCCGAGUACCGGAACCACUGGUCAGAUGUGCUGGCCGGAUUCCUGACGGGGGCAGCCAUCGCCACCUUCCUGGUCACCUGUGUUGUCAACAAGUUCCAGAGUCGAGUGCCCCUAAGCCAGCGCACCUUCAGAUGGGAGGGCCUGGGCACAGUACCUGCCAUUGAGAACCCCCUUGAAAAGUUAAAUUCAGCCCAGGAGCCCAAGACCACUGCACCCCCGCUGCAGCCUGCCCGACUCACCCCACCCAAGCUGCAGAGCUGUACCCGUCGGGGCCACCUGAUCCCCAGCUGUGUGUCUUCCCGGGCCCCCCCGAUGUGUUCUUCCCCUCGUGUUCCCCGCGCUCGAGUGAGGUCUGAGCCGACAUUGCCUGCCAUGGUCCCUGGGCCCAGCCAGGGCCCUCCGCCAUCCCCUGGACCAUCUGGGGCCGGUGGGGGUGGAGGCGGGGGCGGCCGGGGCCGAAAGCUGCUGCUGCCCACUCCUCUGCUGCGGGACCUGUACACCCUCAGUGGACUCUAUCCUUCCCCCUUCCACCGGGACAGCUUCAGCCCCUACCUGUUUGCCAGCCGGGACCACCUGCUGUGAACUCAGGUUCCUGGGUCCUGAGAGCCUCUGGCCCCAGACACCCCUGGAGCCCGAUGUCCUCAGGCCGUGUCUUUGUGUCUCCCGUGUGCCUGUGUAUGAAUGAGUGUGUGGGUGUGGGUGCGUGCCUGCCUGCGUGUGUCCCCACUCGUCAGUCCCACAUGGGCAUGGGGAUGGAUAGAGAAUUUCAGGAAAGUCCGGGUCAGAGUGGGUACCCCCUCCAGCUGCCUGGGCCCUAGGAGAGUCUUCAUUGCCAGGAUUGGGAAAGCUGACUGGGGAGACCCUCCAUUGUCCCAAGGUCUGGGGGGGGGCAGAAGCUCCUCCUUUUUAGACAAAAGUUCAUAGAAAUAACCUUUGACCUCUUACUGUACCUUGAGGGCCUCCGUGUCUCAGAAUUGGAAGGGUGGUUGGGACAGUGUGAUUCCGGCCAAUGAGAAACCCGUUUCUGAGACCUGGGAGUGGGGAAGGGGCAUGGGGAGGAAGGCAGGACACCGGCAACUGAGUGUUCUUGGUAUCUAAGAAUUACAGGGAGUCUUGGUGCUUGCCAGGGUGGAGCCCUAGACGUCUCAGAAGCCAAUAAUGGGUAAUAAUUCCUAGUGACGGACCCUAGGUAUCUGAACAUUCUUGGGGCUGGGAUGGGGGACCGGGAAGGCAGUUUCAGCCCAUGGGAGCCCCUUCUGACUGACAGCCCUCUCUAGACAGCAGGAUGAAGGGGAGGAAGCAGUGAAUCUGACUUGGGGGAUGGCACUGGAUUGUCAGGGUCCUGCUGCUGAAGCCACGUUUCUCAUUUUCUUCCCUUGCAAGGUCCUUUGAUGGGGCAGUUCCCACCCAACCCUGAUAGUCUCCCCUAUCCUCCCAGCCAGGCUGGGUUCUUCACCUUAUUUUCCCCUCCAGAGUUCCUCAAUUCCCAUCAUCCUAGUGACCCUAAACUCUUGAGUUCCUCUCUAGCCAGCAGUGCUUCUACUCUGUGCUCUGGGACUAAAGUGGGGAAAAGGGAGUAGUGGGGCAGUCUCUGAGGUCAGGGUUUUGUCUCUUCCCGGUGCCCCUCCCUCACUCCCUUGGUCCUAGAUUUGGAGGGGGAGGGGAUUCACUUUUUGGACCUAAGGUCAUAGUUUUGUGAUGGAGAUGGGAGAGAAGGUAGUGUCAGAGACCUCCACACUGCUACAGCUUUUAUGCCCUGCUUCCUCAUUUCUGCCUCCAGAGAAAACAAAAACACCUUUUCCCUUCCUGAACUGGCUGUGCCAGUCCCAGAGCGCACUGCUCCCAGCGGGCCUGCCCCACCCAAGGGGGCUACAGAGAGAUCUCUCCUCCGCUCCCAGUUCCACAGCCUUUAAUAAAGAUGUUUGUAUCA